This is a messenger RNA of Nyctereutes procyonoides (raccoon dog), 1482 nucleotides long. RefSeq names its product ubiquitin specific peptidase 50 (gene USP50). Lineage: Eukaryota; Metazoa; Chordata; Mammalia; Carnivora; Canidae. The transcript has 7 exons. The record is from RefSeq and is a predicted model, not a curated record. Bases 1 to 1272 code for a protein of 423 amino acids. Gene Ontology annotation, cellular component: dendritic spine; extrinsic component of plasma membrane; midbody. Gene Ontology annotation, biological process: protein K63-linked deubiquitination; protein K48-linked deubiquitination; Ras protein signal transduction. Gene Ontology annotation, molecular function: cysteine-type deubiquitinase activity.
AUGCCACAUUUGGAAGGGUUCCCUCAGUGGGCGGCAGGCGCCAUUCGGAGUUCGGGAGGAAGUCGCGCAGGUCAGACCCGGAGCGGGCGGGCGCCCUCGGUCCUUGGCGGGGAGAGAGGCGGGGGUCCGAGCGCUCCGCCCCGGCCGCCCUCCGUCGGGUCCCUCAGGACGCUUUCCCUUCUUUGCCCGCCGCGCCUGCGCAGCGCAGAGUGCACGGAUCACCCAGACGCCCCUGCGCUGGCCGAGCUGCGAGCGAGCCCGCCGCGCCGCCAGGGGGUGCCGGGCCUGCGCAACCUGGGCAACACGUGCUACAUGAACGCCAUCUUGCAGUGUCUGUGCAGCGUUUCGCCGCUGGUGGAAUACUUCGUCUCCGGGAAGUACAUCACGGCUCUUCGAAAGGAUUGCCGUGAGGUCGCCACUGCUUUCGCCUAUGUGAUGACAGACAUGUGGCUUGGAGACUCAGAAUGUGUCUCCCCAGAAGUAUUUCGGUCAGCUCUUGGCAACCUCUACCCAGCGUUUAUGAAAAAGACACAACAGGAUGCUCAGGAAUUCUUGAUUUAUGUCCUGAAUGAACUUCAUGAAGCUCUGAAAAAAUACCAUCGAAAAAGAUCAUAUGAAAAAGGAUCUGUUCCCAGAUGCUGCAGGAAGGUGAUUGCCAAUGAGUCCUCCAUCAUCACACAGCUGUUUGAAGGGCAGCUCAACUACAGCAUCAUGUGUUUGAAGUGUGAGAACUGUACCUACAAGAAUGAAGUCUUCACCGUCCUCUCUCUCCCCAUUCCAUCCGAAUAUGAGUGCUCUCUUCAGGACUGUCUCCAGUGUUUUUUUCAACAAGACACACUGACCUGGAAUAACCAAAUUCACUGUUCUUUCUGUGAAACCAAGCAAGAAACAGCUGUAAGGGCCAGUAUUUCCAAAGCACCAAAAAUAAUUAUCUUUCAUUUAAAAAGAUUUGACAUUCUGGGUACAAUGAAAAGGAAACUGAGAACAGAUAUUCAUUACCCACUCACCAACUUGGACCUUACUCCUUACAUUUGUCCAGUUUUUCGGAAACACCCUAAAUACAAUCUCUGUGCAGUGGUGAACCAUUUUGGUGAUCUGGAUGGUGGCCACUACACUGCUUUCUGCAAGAACUCAGUGACCCAAGCCUGGUAUAGCUUUGAUGACACACGAGUCAGUGAGAUUCCAGAUACUUCAGUUCAAACUGCUACAGCCUAUCUCCUGUUCUACAGCUGCCAGCCCUUUUCUAUACCUAUAAAAAAAUGCAAGAGCUAGGAAAAUGGUGUUUCCUGAAAACUGCAAAAAAGCAAAGUUUUGCUUUGUCAUUAAACUCUUGCAACUUACUUGCAUCACUGACAUUUUUAAGUCUUUCCGGUAUAUUAUUCACCCUUUUACAUGAUAAGUCUCUACCAAAGAAGAUAGGUCCGGGCCUACUGAAAAAGGCAGCAUGUAAAUGAUGAAAUGCUAAUUGAUGGGGGCCUUCAA